GUCAAUACUUACACAUUUAUACUUGAAUCCAACAAAUAACAUCAAUAUUUAACUUUUAUACUCAUAAAAUUAAUAAUAAAUUUAUUUUUAUCAAUUAAAUUUACUAAAAUAAGGUCAUUUUACUUAGAGAUUCGUCUACCGAUCAUGACGGUCAUACCGGUGGUGUCAUGCCGGUUUUAUGACGGAUAUCAGUUCAACCAGAUUCAACUUGUGGCACUCUGGCCGGGAACGGCUACGGUGCUAAUUGUACAAUAGUUAGCACCGUCCUAACCAAGGGGAAAACUACUACUAGUUUGAAUUAGUAGUGAUUUAGCUUAGAUGUUGUAUUGAUUUUAUAAUAAUCCGUAGUGAUUUUUGCUAGUUAUCACGGUGCUAAUCCUUAUUAAUCCCAUCCCACUCUGGCCGGCUUGACUCUCUUAGAAUCUCUUAGAAGACAAUCAACCGCCAUUGUCCUCUCCACUCCAGCUCCACCAUUUUUCUUAUUGCUGCCUCUGAUCAGAUCACCAGAAGAUAUACUUCGGGACACGACGCGGUCAGCUCGCCGUCGCGAAAAAAGGUGCGAUUCGGAAAAUUUUCCUUUUCAAUCGGCUAUUUAUGAGUGACGGGGAAUGAAUCGGAAUCCUCUGGCGGAGGCGUCAAGCAUGGAGGACACCAAAGCUCGCUCCGGCAUCACAGCCAGCGGUUCUCCCGCCGGGGAAUCAUGGAGUCACAGAGGCGGAGGCAAGGAGGACCGGCUGAUCAGGAACUCGAAUGGCGGUGGCUCGGAAGGCGAGGAGUAUGACAAGGAGGCCUGGGACGCGCUGAGCAAGAGCUUUAGGCAGGCGCAGUGCGUUUUGGACCAGAAUCGGGGCCUGAUAGAGCAGGUGAACGCAAACAACCAGUCCAAGAUCCCGGAGAAUCUCACCAAGAACGUCUCCCUGAUAUGCGAGAUCAACGGCAACAUCUCCAAGGUCAUGUCCAUUUACUCCGAUCUUUCUGUCAAUUUCACCAGGAACGCCGCCGAAGCAAGUGUUGGGAUGAAUAGCCUUGAAAAGCUAUAUAUGAAAUUCCUAAUUAAUUAUCCAGUAUUUUCCCAUAAUACAUAAAUAAGAUGGAUAAUUAAUAAAAGGAAUAUUAUGGAGAUAAUUAGGAAUAAUUAUCUUAAUAGAUUAUAUUUUAAUUAUGGGAGUAAUUAUCUCCCUAAUUAAAAUGUGACUUAUUCCCAAAGAAAGAGGGAAUAUUCUGGGUUUUCUGCUCCUAUAAAUAGGAGACGCCCCAGACCCUCUUAACACACCUCAGAAGAGCAGAAACACGAGAGAGAGAGUGAAUUCAUAGAGCUCCGGUUUUUCGCACAAAAUCGAUGAGCAAGAAAACUAGAAUGGCUGUUUUAUCCUGGAGGCGACCGGCUGAUAGUCUGCUGUGCGCAAUACGAGGCAGUGCCGCGAACGUCUUAAAGAGAGCGACCUAGUCCGCGACUCAGCCAGAUCGGUAACCCUAAUUUUUCUGUUCGGUUUCUAACAAUUUUAAGACGUUUGGUUGCUGUCGUAUAUACUGAACAUGAUAUCGAUUUGAUCUCGACCGAUUAUGGCGUUCAUGGUCGCUCUAUUCAUCGGAUCUAUUACUUCCGUCUGCCCCUUUCGGUGGAACCGACUGCUUUUGAGAGCUAAGUGGACGAUUAUGAAUUCCUUUUGUUUGUUAAUUGUCCGCUUUUGAUUCGGUUUCAACUAAUACUUCCGUAUGAGUAAUGGAUACUUUAGCACCAUAGAGAGAAAGGUCAGGAUACUUAUACGGAGAAGGAGCAAAGCUUGGAUUAAUUGCAGCCACUCAAUUUCUAUCUUAGGGUUUUGCUUGUGAUCUAAUUAAUUCGUGUCCAUGCAAAUGAAUCGUAAGCCUAGAUGAAAAUUCCUUCCUAAUUCCACAGUGGAAGAAGCAGCACGUGAUGAAGCUUGUUGGACUCCAUGGAUGAGUUACGCUGGACAAGUGGCGGGUUGCAUUUGUGAUUGGAGGAGAGAAAAGAAGGGAGUGAUUCUGUGCCCUUCUCAAUAUAAUUUCGCGAGUGUUUUUGUGCCCUGAUUCAAUUGUCCAUUAAUCAUUCCUGUGCAAAUUGGAAUUGAUUGUUUUUUCCACAAGGCUCGAGAUUUACUUUAUGCCCUCAAUUUUUUGAGGCUAAUGGUGUGCCGCGGGAAAAGUACAUGUCAAGUGGUAUACCGCUGCUUUUAUUGUUGCACCUGCUUACCUUACAACUUGUUUUCCUUGAAGCUGAUUCGAGCAAAGAGAAAGAAGUUCCGGAUUAAUCACAUGCAUUGUGGAAGGAAACUAUGUCCAAGACGAAGGGCAAAGUUUCGAAUAGAACGAAUUGAAACAAAGCUUUGGGGGACGAAAGAAGUGGCAUUGGACGGAAUAGAAGGCGGCUGUGAAAGAAGCUAACAGCUUCUGUUCUCAAACCCUAAGACUAUUUCACUAUGUUUUUGUUCUCGAACAGGAAAAGGGUGGAAUCUAAUACCCUGGGUGAUUACAUAUCCACCGAGAGGCACAAUUCGGAUCUUCCUACCAGGCCAUUAUUCUAUCGAUGACCUUGUUGAUUCGUUGGUCAAAUUAAUGCUAUGGGCUGGGAGGCUAAGGAUGUUGUUACUACUGGCCGGUGGAAUAAAUGGAAGUGGAACAAAGCAAUCCAUAAUUUAAAGAUGCCCCAGGUUUGGGUUGUUUGUGAACGACUUUGGGCUAUUGCGACAAAUCAAGGCCCAUUUCGUAUGCAUGGAAGCUGUAUGUACCACUGUACCAGGUAUUUGUGGUUAGUUGAGAAAGCAAAGACUUCUUGAAAAGAGGUAUUCCUAACUUUUCACUUGAGUUAUUAAUAAAUGACAAAUUAUAAUCUAUGUCAUAUGGAUAUAAGCAUGGAAUUGAGAAUCCGUGUGAAUGCUAGACAGGAAUACUAGAACUGAUGCAUGAUAAUGGUACAUUGAGAUGUCAUGUUUGAUGAUUUGAGUACAAUUUUAUGUACAUUUGUGAAAUAGAAUGAUUUUGUCUAAAUGCAUGCAUAUAUGUGAAGAAUAUAUGGGAAUAGAAUGG
Molecule: messenger RNA, 3048 nt
Organism: Linum trigynum
Lineage: Eukaryota; Viridiplantae; Streptophyta; Magnoliopsida; Malpighiales; Linaceae
Source: the annotation of a GenBank genome assembly